AUGCAUUUCCAUGGAAUCAACCAGCAGGGCACGCCUUGGAGCGAUGGUGUCCCAGGGCUGACACAAGCCCCUAUACGUCCAGGAGCUUCAUACUUGUACAAAUGGGUUGCUACGGAGUCUGGGGCUUACUUCUACCACGCACACUCAAAAGGUCAACUCAUGGACGGUCUCUACGGUGCAAUUAUCGUGGGCCAGUCGCCAGGAUCCAGGACGCCAUUUCACCUCAUAUCCGAAGAUGAGGCGGAACAACGAGAGAUGGCUCUAGCAGAAUCAAAAAUGCAGCCACUGCUAAUUUCCGACUGGAGUCAGUACAAAUUCGACGAAUUCUACGGCAUCGAAGCAGCCGCCAAUUUUGAUCUCGCCUGCACGGACUCCAUCAUAAUCAAUGGGGUGGGAUCGCAAUACUGCCUUGGCCAAGAUUUGCUCGACGAAAUGACCCACCCUAUCAUUCUGCAGAUGUUGAAGGAUCUUGGAGAGAAUCACAUGACGGCAAAGGGUUGUGUACCGCCCAUCUCAGCACUGCAGGGAGAUUUCGACGUGGACCUUUCUAAGCUGCCUUUCAACUCGGUGAGAGGCUGCAGUGCUAGCCCCAAGAGCGCUGCGAAUUACACCUUCACCGUCGACCCUGAAUCUGGAUGGGCAGCCCUCACCUUCAUGAAUGUCGGCGGGCUGUACCCUUUGCAGAUAUCUAUCGACAACCAUGACCUACAUGUCUUUGCCGUGGAUGGACAAUACGUCCACCCUAUAGUCACAGACCGUGUCUAUGUCGGCAACGGCAAUCGAGUCUCCGUCUUGGUCAAGCUCGAUCAGGAGCCGGCCCGGUAUACCUUGCGCGCCGCCAACGACCUUCUGAACCAGAUCCUUGGCGGGUUUGCUGAGAUGACAUAUGCAGGCGCGACAGGACCACCCAGCUACCCAAAGCCAAAAAUGAAUUACGCGGGCCAGCCUCUCACCGAGACCAUCCGCUCAUUCAAGCCCGAGGAAAGCCAUCCGUACCCGGCCCAAGGGCCUGCGAGGAAUCCCGAUCGCACCUUCAAGCUUCUUCUCAGAAAGCCGGGCCGCCCUUACGGGUCCUACGAGUGGAGCUUGUCUGGACACGACGUCUACAACAUGACAGAGGAGGAGACAGACCCCCCGCUGCUGUUCCGACAGCCCUCGGAUUUCCCAGACAGUGAGCUGAUCAUCCAGACGAAGAUUGGCGAGUGGAUUGACAUUAUUUUGGAAACCGAGGGUCCCUUCGCGCAGAGCCACCCGGUCCACAAACACGGGAACAAAAUAUUCUACCUCGGUUCGGGGCUUGGGAGAUUCCCUUGGAGCUCGGUGGAUGAAGCGUCACGCCAUCUGCCGUCUGGCUCAUUCAACCUUGAGAACCCUUCCUAUCAGGAUACUUUUACUACACCUGACAUUGUUGGUGAAUCGCCCGCUGUGUGGACAGUUAUCCGUUACAAGGUGGAAGUACCUGGGGCAUGGCUUGUCCACUGUCACGUUCAAACGCAUCUGGCUGGGGGCAUGGGCAUAGUUAUCAUGGAUGGUGUGGAUGCAUUUCCUGAUGUCCCGAUUGAGUACCGCGAAUGGAAUGGGUUUCUUCCUUCAACGGCAUAG
This is a messenger RNA of Diaporthe batatas, 1602 nucleotides long. RefSeq lists its product as uncharacterized. Gene Ontology annotation, molecular function: oxidoreductase activity; copper ion binding. The transcript has a single exon. NCBI's taxonomy places the organism in Eukaryota, Fungi, Ascomycota, Sordariomycetes, Diaporthales, Diaporthaceae. The record is from RefSeq and is a predicted model, not a curated record. The coding region runs from base 1 to 1602 and encodes 533 amino acids.